This is a messenger RNA of Gossypium raimondii (Peruvian cotton), 1043 nucleotides long. Its product is annotated as reticulon-like protein B9. NCBI's taxonomy places the organism in Eukaryota, Viridiplantae, Streptophyta, Magnoliopsida, Malvales, Malvaceae. The record is from RefSeq and is a predicted model, not a curated record. The transcript is spliced from 4 exons. Bases 248 to 904 code for a protein of 218 amino acids.
UAAGAUUCACUACUUUAUAUGAUCAGUGGCGGGCAUGCAAAGUAAUAACCCUUGCAAAGGAAAUUAAAGGCCCCAAGCCAUUCCUUUCUUCUUUAUGCCCACUAUUCACUUACUUUCUUGCCAAGCUUAGAACACCCCCCCAUCCAAUUUCGUAUAAGAUUGGUUCAAUGAAACUGGUGAUUCACAGACAAACAUUAUUUUCAGCAUCAGCAACAAAAGCCAUAUAUACAUAUACAGAAAUUCAACCAUGCCGAUAUAUGACUCAUCAUCAGAGUCCGACAAUGAGAUCACCCCACGCGGAAAGCUCUUUGGACGCCAAAGGCCUAUGCAUGCCAUUCUUGGUGGAGGAAAAGUUGCUGAUGUAUUACUAUGGAGGAACCCAAAGGUAUCAGCCGCCUUGUUAACGGGAGUGACAACCAUUUGGUUUCUCUUCGAGGUGGUCGAGUACAACUUCGUCACCCUCCUCUGUCACAUCUCCAUCACCGCCAUGCUUGCCAUCUUCAUCUGGUGCAUUUCUGCUGAUUAUUUUGGAUGGAAACGUCCAACGAUCCCUCAGUUGUUAUCGGAUCAAGCUGCCUUCAGUGAAGUUGUUUACUUCUUCCAUUGGAGGUUCAAUCAGUUCCUUCAAAAGCUCCUCCACAUUGCUGGUGGGAAUGAUCCUGUCAAUUUCUUUCUGGUCAUUAUUUCUCUUUACGUACUAUCGGUGAUUGGAUCUUGUUUCGACUUCGUCAACCUUCUCUUCAUUGGGCUUGUGAGCAUGGAAACACUGCCAUAUCUGUACACUCGAUAUGAGGAUGAAGUUGAUUAUCAUGCUGGCCAAAUGACUCGAAAGGGGAGCAAAGUGUACAAAAGGUUUCUUAACAAGAUACCCAGAGGAACAGUCAAGGAAAAGAAACAUUCGUAAAUAGCCCAUGUUACCAUUCCACAUGUAAAUGUAAAUAAAAUCCUGUAAAAUAAUGAAAUAUGUUCGAUGGGGUGGUCUAAUAAAACAGAUUUACAGUCUGAUCAAUGAAUCUAAAUGAAAGCAAAAAACCAUUUUCUGA